CAAAUGCGUCUGUAGAUUAAAAUUUAUUUGACUAAAGUCUAAACACUCAUAGGCAAAGCAUCACUAUUUAUCUUUCUCUCAUCAUCUGUCUUCCUUAGACCUCUAGUUGAGUGAAUAAAACCGUCCACUUUUGGACCAUUUGGCUCAUGCGCCUAUGCCAACUUUCUUCUUCUUUUAGAGCCCACGAGCUGGUUUACAUAUUUUAAUGGAGAAAAGGAAAGAGACCCUCUUCUCCUUCCCUUGUGGCAAAAGGGACUGAUUUAUUAGAGUGAGUGAAGUUAAAGGGUACCUCGCAAAAAAGAAAGAAACACUGGUUAAAAGCCAAAAGGUUUUUAUCUUUUCUUAACUGUUUUUUUGGGAUUUUAUGCAAAAAGCUUUUUCAGUCCUCUGCUAAGUUUCAGGCUAUUCUUAGCUACAAAAUGAUCACUUUCUGCUUUGUGGUACUACUCUUAAAAAUACAAGAAGACAAGUUAAGUUUUGGGGUGUAAUCACCGAUCUCUGCAAACCCAUUUGACGUCUCUCAUUUCACAUUUGUGUGCCUGCUUCAUCUUCCUUAGAACAACCCUUCUGGUGUUCCCUUGUUUUUUCUUUUAGAAACUAAUUGGUAAAGGCUACUACUUUCUGCCAGUUUCUGUUCUGGUUUUUUUUGGGGUCUUUCUUUUCGGUUGUAAAUAUUUUUUCUAGGAAAAUAUUUUCUCAAUGAUGGGUUUCCAAGGCAGUGGAGAAAGUAAAAUGUUGGGGUUGAUAGUGACAUCAUCAAGGCACAAGCGUUCAAAGAGCUUUCCUGGAAAGAAAAGAGUUGAGGAAGAUGGCUUUGGUAGUUCUGUUGAAGAAUCGAAUCGUAUGAAGCUGGAUACAGGGUAUUUGAAGGAUUCUGUCAAAACCAAGAAGAAGCAGUCUCCCACUUCCAGCGCUGAGGUCAAAAGCUCUUUGAAGCAAGAGAUUUUAGAGCUUGAGGAAAGAUUGCAAGAUCAAUUUGAGGUUCGUCGUGCGUUAGAAACAGCAUUGGGCUAUAGAACUUCCUCUAAUUAUGAUACAAGUGAAGCACCAGUGUCAAAAUCAAAGCCAGCCACAGAGUUAGUCAAGGAAAUUGCUGUGUUAGAGUGGGAAGUUGUAUAUUUGGAACACUACCUUCUCUCAUUGUAUAGGAAAGCGUUUGAUCAACAAGUGUCUUCUUUAUCACCAUCUAAAAGGGAUGAAAGGCUUAAAACAUCAGUAGAUACCCCAAAAAUGAGAUUUUCUGAGGUUUCCAGACCUGGUAAUGAAUCAAAAGUUGAAAAUUCAGCUAUACUCUCUGAUAACCAUGACAAUUCCUGGGAGGAACCUAAUGGAAUUGGAGAAGAGAAACUAUUGGAUUCUAGUGUACAUCGUUGUCAUUCCUCACUAUCACAGCAUUCAGAAUUUUCAGGUAGGACUUCUCUGGAUGAGACUUCAGCUAAGGCAAUACGUGCAUGCCAUUCGCAGCCUUUGUCGAUGAUGGAGUAUGCUCAGAAUGCACCGAAUAUAAUCAGUCUGGCUGAGCAUCUUGGCACACGCAUUCCCGAUCAUGUUCCUGAGACACCAAACAAGCUUUCUGAGGAUAUGAUCAAGUGCAUGUCUGCUAUAUACUGCAAGCUUACAGACCCACCUUUGGUCCAAAACAGCUUUUCAGCUCCCAAUUCACCCAUGUCUUCAGCCAAUUCCUUUUCCCCACAGGAUCAUCACGAGAUGUGGAGUCCAGGGUUCAGAAAUAAUUCAUCAUUUGAUGUACGGUUAGAUAACCCUUUCCAUGUGGAAGGGCUUAAAGAGUUUAGUGGACCAUAUAGAACAAUGGUUGAAGUGCCAUGGAUUUUUAGAGAUAGUCAGAAACUGGGUGAUGUGGAACACCUGCUACAAAAUUUCAGGUCUCUCAUUUGUCGACUGGAAGAAGUCAAUCCUAAGAAGUUGAAACACGAAGAGAAACUGGCAUUCUGGAUAAACAUACACAAUUCAUUAGUGAUGCAUGCUUUUCUGGCUUAUGGUAUUCCACAAAACAAUGUGAAGAGACUUCUUCUACUGUUGAAGGCUGCAUAUAACAUUGGAGGUCACACCAUCAGUGCAGAUACAAUACAGAAUUCCAUCCUUGGAUGUCGCAUGUCUCGUCCGGGGCAGUGGCUACGACUAUUACUUCCAUCAAGGGCUAAAUUUAAACCUGGAGACAAAAGGCAGGCAUAUGCAAUUGAACAUCCAGUACCUCUUUUACACUUUGCGCUUUGUGCAGGAAACCAUUCGGAUCCCUCGAUCCGUGCCUACACACCGAAGAGAGUAUUUCAAGAACUGGAAACUGCAAAAGAAGAGUACAUUUGGGCUACAUUUGGUGUCCGCAAAGACAAGAAAAUUCUGUUACCAAAGAUUGUGGAGUCAUUUGCAAAGGAUUCAAAUUUGUGUACGACUGGUGUCAUCAAAAUGGUCCAACAAUCAUUGCCCGAAUCACUUCAUCGCAGUAUCAGAAAAUGUGAACAAGGGAAAUCCCACAAGGGCAUUGAAUGGAUUCCUCAUAAUUUUACCUUCAGGUAUCUAAUAUCUAAAGAAUUAGUAAGAUGAUUGCCUGUAUGCAUCGUGCAUGAUGCAUUUUACAAGCAUUUCUAUUUUUAAGGUUUCACAUUUUAACUUGUAUAAAAGUAGAAAUGGAAAAGGAAACAUUUAGAUAUGACAAUGAGGCAUCAUUUGUAACAUAAUCAUUGGUGUGCAUUGAGGUUUGUAUAUAGUUUUGGUUUAAGCUUUCAGAUAAA
Messenger RNA from Gossypium arboreum, 2750 nucleotides. RefSeq lists its product as uncharacterized. Lineage: Eukaryota; Viridiplantae; Streptophyta; Magnoliopsida; Malvales; Malvaceae. The transcript is spliced from 11 exons. The record is from RefSeq and is a predicted model, not a curated record. The coding region runs from base 700 to 2562 and encodes 620 amino acids.